Messenger RNA from Sitodiplosis mosellana (orange wheat blossom midge), 1519 nucleotides. RefSeq lists its product as uncharacterized. The record is from RefSeq and is a predicted model, not a curated record. The coding region runs from base 248 to 1309 and encodes 353 amino acids. The transcript has 8 exons. NCBI's taxonomy places the organism in Eukaryota, Metazoa, Arthropoda, Insecta, Diptera, Cecidomyiidae.
AUAUAGAACAAUAUUCAGAAUCUUAUGAUCAGUGCGAGUCGAUCGUUCGAGCGCGAAAGAUCAACAUUUUUAUUUUUGUGAAGUAUCUAUCAGUCCGUGUUAAAAUAAUUUCUACUUUGAAUUAAAAACAAAACAAAGAGCAGGCAAACAACAAAGACGUUAACAGUGGCCGUAACCUUGAUUAAUCGUAGCGAAUCGUACAAACAAAGUAUAUAUAAAUUACGUGAGACUGACAACAUCGAUCAAAAUGCUGUUUAAAUUAAUCACUCUUUGUGCAGUUGUUCAACUGGUUGUGUCACAGGAUGCACCAAUCACAUAUAAAGAUGGUAAAAUCGGAGUGAAUUUCGGUGGAUAUCAUGCCGAAGCAGGUUUGGGUGGACUUUUAACCGGAAAUGCAGCACAUGGCGGUCUUACUGCCAGUGCCGGUACACCAUUUGGUCAAUCUGCUCACGCCGGAUUGGGAGGAAACACUGGCCCAAAUGCUCGUGGUGGCCUCUUCGCCGGAGCAACGGCGGGUAGCGGUGUGGGUGCUAGUGCAUCGCUUGCCGGUGAUGUGAAUAACGGCGGCUCGUUUGGUGUUGGCCAAGCUGAAGCCUAUGUACCGGGUGCUCGAAAAGAAGUCAUUAAAACUACUGAACAGCCUGAACGAACUACCCAAUAUAGUCUAAUUCAAACCACUCUUUCAACUUCCUCUGCACCACCUGCAACGACAACGGUUUCAUCAGGCAAUCCAGCAGGUGUAUAUCUCCCUGCUGAACAAGCCGGAAGCGGAACUAAUGUGGAUUCAAGUUCAAGUGCAGUGUCCAGCUCAAGCGCUUCAAUCGAUGCAGAUGAUAAUGAUUUAACCGAUAACAAAAUGCCACAAACACAAACCGUCCAACAGCAAACUGUCACACAAGUCGUUCAACCAGCCAAUGUUGUCAAUGUGCAGAAGAUCAAAGUGCGACCACGUCCCGCCCAAACCUACACAGUGGUGCAAAAACAAGUCCAAGUUCCCACAUACACGACAGUCAUCAAACAAUACCCAAUCCCAGUCUAUCAGCCAGCUGUUUUCCAUAAACGAAUUCAAAUUACUGCACCAUAUCAGGUUGUGCAACAACGUGUAGAAGAAGUGCAAACAACGGCCGGACCAACGACCACAACAACAUCAACCACACCACGACCACCAUACGUCUACACAUACGACAAGCAAAAGGUUAUCAAUGAAAUCUUCAGUAUUCCAUUCCAUGCACUUCGUGCCGUAAACGAAAUCAUCAAUGCUAAACUGGCGGGUGGUUAUUCCGUACAAAAAACGAUCACCUACAAUUAAAACUAAGCAAUUUACAUGCCGAAUGCAACUCAAGAUAUUAUGCGGUUUCUCGUUUUAUUCGAAUUAGCUUUCUACGUUAAAUUAAACGCUUUUGACUCAUCUGACUCGAUUAGGUUUUAAAAAGAGAUAGAAGAAAAUACUUGAAUGUACUUUCAAUUCUGGAUUAUUUGAAAUUUUAAUUUAAAAAUAAAUAUAACUUCGGAAAACAAA